Sesamum indicum (sesame) is the source of this 1098-nucleotide messenger RNA. The record is from RefSeq and is a predicted model, not a curated record. Lineage: Eukaryota; Viridiplantae; Streptophyta; Magnoliopsida; Lamiales; Pedaliaceae.
AUGGGCUCAGACAAUUGUGUCAGCUGGUCAUGGGUCAUGAUUGUGUUCAUGUUGUUGUCCAUUUGGAACGUGGAUGUUGAUGGACAAAGCACAAACUUCAUUGUCACGGAUUUUGGUGCCGUUGCUGAUGGAAAAACAGACAGCAGACAGGCUUUCCAGGAUGCCUGGAAGAGUGCUUGUCAAGCUGACGGGGGCGUAGUUUCAGUGCCGCAAGGGACAUUCCGUGUGAGUGGUAGUGCAGUCUUUGAAGGGCCAUGCAACGGCCAGACGGGGUUUUCUGUCGAUGGCACUGUUAUAGCUUCUGAUGAUCCUACACUUGAUAAAGACUAUUGGAUCACAUUUCAUAAGGUGGAUGCCUUGACAGUUUCUGGAUAUGGUGUAUUUGAUGGAAAUGGAGCCUCGUCUUGGUCAAGUUGUAACGGCGUCAAAAACUGCAACCCUUUACCCCCCGUGCCCCCGAAGACAGCCCCAACACUGAUGGAAUCCACACCCCCCCCCAGCCGCUCCAACGGUGUAAACAUCUUUGACUCCCAUAUAGCCACGGGAGAUGACUGCAUAUCUAUGGGAGACGGAAGUAGGAAUGUGAACAUUUCCGGAGUCUGGUGCGGGCCGGGACACGGUAUUAGCAUUGGGAGCCUGGGGAAGUACGAGGGAGAGGAGGAUGUCAGUGGAAUUACCGUCAGGGGUUGUACUUUGACCAACACGGACAACGGUCUGAGGAUCAAAACAUGGGCACCUUCUUUAUCGUCCACCGUUGUUUCUGAUGUUACAUACACUGACAUCAACGUAAACAAUGUAAAAAAUCCAAUCAUCAUCGAUCAAUACUAUUGCCCCGGUGGUUCCUGCAGGCAUGAGGAAGAGUCGAGCGUGGCAAUCAAAGGCGUAAAGUACAUAAAUAUACGGGGGAGCUCAGCGACAGAGACUGGUGUGAAUAUGCAGUGUAGCAAAAGUUAUCCAUGCCAAGACAUAGAGCUGAGGGGGCUUGAGCUGACCUACAAUGGGCAACCCACAACAGCAUCGUGCUCCAGUGCAGACGGCAUAUUUCAAGGAACCGAUCAAGUUCCCUCACAAUGUUCCUCACAAUAUGCAUGUUUCUGA